Messenger RNA from Ilyonectria robusta, 1612 nucleotides. RefSeq lists its product as uncharacterized. The transcript has 5 exons. The record is from RefSeq and is a predicted model, not a curated record. NCBI's taxonomy places the organism in Eukaryota, Fungi, Ascomycota, Sordariomycetes, Hypocreales, Nectriaceae. Bases 80 to 1489 code for a protein of 469 amino acids.
CUCGGAAUCAAUCCAAGCAGCUUCCUCUUGAGAAACCCGCGUCAAGGAGCUCAGCCGGUGUUGGGUUCCUUUCAACGCCAUGCAGUGGACCGAGUCCUCUCACCAGGAGGCAGCCAAUGACAGUACUGGCAGAGGCAAGCCAGUUGUCCCAUCGGCAGAUAGCAGUUAUCAAUUCAUCUCGAUACAAAACCCAGCGGAAGCCAAAGACCGCGACAAAAGGCGCUUGGCUCGCUCGCACGCUGUGAAACAGGCCAUACGGAAUAGUCGGGGGGUUCGGGAGGCACCGAGGGUCGACGCCGGCGCAUCAGGGCAGAUCCUCCCCUGGUCCGUCUUGGUCUCUCCAUCCGCGUACGGUCCUUUUGAGACUUUGUUUGGAGACUCGCCGAGGCUGAGAGCCCUGCUGAGUCACAGUGCCGCCAGACACGCCGCGGAGCCCGUGUUCAGCGUUGCGGACCCGGUGCUAUUCCAGGACUUCAGCUCCGUCUUCCGUACGGAUCUUGACGACCCAGCCCUCCUGAAUGCCGUUAUGCUCACCUUUGCGUUUGCGGUGACGGGGGGGAAUAUGGACCAGGAGUGCGUUGGCUACCAGAACCGAGUACUGGCCACCGUCCGCGAAAGAAUUAGCUCCCCGGAGACUGCAUUAUCACUACCGACGCUGGGAGCCAUCUUACUCCUUGCUGGAAUAGAGGCCCGACUAGGAAUGCGGUGGCAAGUCCAGCUACACAUGGGUGCCAUACGACGACUGCUUGACAUGAGCCAGUCUAGAACCAUCUACCUGACGGACGGAAUCAAGCGAGCCAUCUUCUGGCAAGAUUUGAACUCAUCCAUCAUGACUGGAUCCGACCGCAUCAUAGACCACACGACCUUUGGCGAGCUGCAGUGGACGCGGGACCCUUUCACUCCCACCUUCUUUGUUCUAGCACCGGGGUUUCAAAAACGCAUUCACUUGUUCCCCGAGGACUUCAUCGAGGUCCUCAAGGACAUUCACGCGCUGCAGUGUGUCCAAGACCUCCCUGGCUAUACCUGCCAGAACCCGAUCGAAAUGCUCCGCGUCGAUAAUCAACAAGCGUCCAUCGGGUCCAGGCUUGUGGAUUUGCCCAAGCUUUCUCCCGUUCUAGAAGCUUGUCAUCUAGCAGCGUAUCUGAGCGCUUGCAUGCUUUGUAGCAAAGUUUGGCGCCACUCCGUAAUACCUUCUCACGUAUCACAGCACUUAUUACGCAGCUUACAGGGGUCAAGUGAUGAUCCGUUCUGGAAUGAUGAUCCGGAGCUUGUGAUCUGGAUGCUGCAUAUGGGUGGAUCGUUCUCUCCCAAGGGAACAAUACGCUCCGAGUUCAAGACGCUCCUGCAGAACCACGCAUCGCGGUUUAGUGGAAUGUAUGGUUCCUCGGCGGAGCUGAUACAGGUUAUGAAGCCAUUUAUUUGGUCUGAAAAGGCAUAUCGCGCGCAGGUUGAGGAAUUUUGGACAGAGAUCCACACAAACGGAGAAUAGCAUGUUAUCAACGUAACUCUUAUUUCCUUCGUUCCAUGAUUUCUCAAUCUCAGUUCAACAUUUCGUUUGCCACGAACUGCUCGCUGAAUGGAUAAUCAAUAUAUCCUACAGGAUUCUUGAUGG